UGUAUACACUAUGGCAUUCUGGGAGAAAUGAUUGACAUAGCGGCCAUUUUCCCGCUGGACGGUUGUUCCCAUUGUGGAUACGAGGAAGAAAAUACUGACACCGCCAGACAAGCUAAACACUUCUCACAUUCUUUUUAACCACUUUUGGUGUAGGUGAUUUAUAGGAGCCAUGGCCCGUACCAAGCAGACAGCCCGUAAAUCUACUGGAGGCAAAGCCCCACGUAAGCAGCUGGCCACCAAAGCUGCCCGCAAGAGUGCCCCUUCUACUGGCGGGGUCAAGAAGCCCCAUCGCUACAGGCCUGGUACUGUGGCCCUGCGUGAGAUCCGUCGUUACCAGAAGUCCACUGAGCUGCUGAUCCGCAAGCUGCCCUUCCAGCGCCUGGUGAGAGAAAUCGCUCAGGACUUCAAGACUGACUUGCGUUUCCAGAGUGCAGCCAUUGGAGCCCUGCAGGAGGCCAGCGAGGCUUACCUGGUUGGUCUGUUUGAGGACACCAACUUGUGCGCCAUCCACGCCAAGCGUGUCACCAUCAUGCCCAAAGACAUCCAGCUGGCCCGUCGUAUCCGUGGGGAGCGUGCUUAGACGCCUACCUGAUUUACCUCUCCUCCCCUCACCAGUCUGCCCUCCCUUUCCUCCCUUCCCUGCCCUCCCUCCCCUUUCCUCCCCCUCCCUUCCUUCCUACCAUCCCUCGCCCUCCCCUCCCUUCCCUCGCCCUCCCCUACCUCCCUUCCCUCGCCCUCUCUUAUGUUGGUAGUGAUAUAGAGAAACAAUGAUUAUGAUAAGAAUAACGUGUAUAGUGGUGUUUUCUUAGUACUCUCGGCAGCAGACUAUUAUGGGUACUCUUUUGUGCAUGUACCUGCUUGUUGCUGGUCAGAUCUCCCACCACCACACCAUCAAAUCAGAUGUUCCAUUGUCAUGAUGCCGUGUGGAGAGAUCAGAUUAAACAGAAGACAGGGAAUCUGACAGGUUGUGGUCACAGGAGGAUGGGGUUAGGUUUUUGUCUGCAGAGGGGAGUACCUCUUUCUCUGCAGGGUGCUAGAACAACUGCCCUAGUCCCUUCCUCCUUCCCCACUCUUCCAGUGAAAUAGAGACUGAGCUGGUAUCUUUCAUGGCAACACAUGAACGAGAGUCCAGCCCCCACCCUCCCCCUUUGUGUGUGAGCGUGUAGAUUCUGAUCAGCACAGCAAAUUGUAUACAAUUCAAAAACAUCUCUAGAGCAAUUGUUUAUUAUUACAAUAUUGAUCAUUAUCAUGGGUAUUAUGUUUAUUUUUUAUGCUUAUGGAGGUGGGGGGGAUUCAAAUAAAAUUUUGUACAGAAAACAAAAUCGAUGUAAGCUAUCGUUUCUACAGGUGUUGAAGCUUGUGAUUUGUUUUGGCUGUCCAAGGGGAUUCUAGAUUGUUCAUUCUCAUUUCAUUGCCUCAUAUGAUUGGCACUAUUUUCCCUUUGUCUUUGAAUUCUCAAAUUUGGCUUCUGCUAUAAAUAAUUGGAGACAGCAUUUUAAGGCUUUUGCAAACAAAUAGUGAAUCCAGUGUUCUUCUUUGUGAUCACUCCUUCUGAGGGGCCUUGUUGUGAGGUUUAUGGAGCUGGUGGUCAAUGCUCUCUUGCAAACCAAAAACAGUCUAAUUGGUAAAGUGAUCAUGUAUGUUAAUGUUAUGUGAGCUGUAAUUGGAAUGGUCACGGAUAUUUAGACCUCCCCCUUCGCUUCUCAGGUUGAUGUGUCACCCUUUUAACUUAAAUCAUUUUCAUUUCUUAAAUUGAAUUUGAAAUGUUGAGAUGUUUAAAUAAAACAAUGUUUGAAAUUUCCAGAUUUCUCAUAUGUGGUAAUAAAUGGAUGUUACACACGUC
Messenger RNA from Salmo salar (Atlantic salmon), 1843 nucleotides. Its product is annotated as histone H3.3A. Gene Ontology annotation, molecular function: protein heterodimerization activity; structural constituent of chromatin; DNA binding. The record is from RefSeq and is a predicted model, not a curated record. Gene Ontology annotation, cellular component: nucleosome. NCBI's taxonomy places the organism in Eukaryota, Metazoa, Chordata, Actinopteri, Salmoniformes, Salmonidae.